CCCCAGUCAGAGUUGAAGAGUGCAAGACAGGAGUCCUCCCAGUCAGCAGGGGGUAGCAGCAGGCAUGCAGGACUCCGCCUCUGACCUCAAGAUGGCCAAACAGGAACACAACUCCAAGCAUCUGGACGAAAGCAGAGAAACAGACGAGAAGCCUUGGGAGGCGUCGCCAAACAAGAACCUCAAAUCGCCCCAGAAAGGCUCCAAGCGGCUGAAAACGGCUCCCUUCAAAGUGACCCUGCUAGACUCCGUGGAGUUCGAAGGAGAAAUUGAGAAACACUCAAAAGGACAGACCCUGAUGGACAUGGUCUGCGAGCACCUCAACUUGCUGGAGAAGGACUACUUUGGCCUGACCUUUGCUGACAUGGACACACAGAAGAACUGGUUGGACCCCUCCAAGGAGAUCAAGAAGCAGAUGCGCAACUCUCCAUGGCACUUUGCCUUUGCGGUCAAGUUCUACCCUCCAGACCCCUCCCAGCUCACAGAAGAUAUUACCAGAUACUACCUGUGUCUGCAGCUGAGGGACGACAUGCUGUCAGGUCGGCUGCCAUGCUCAUUCGUCACUCACGCCCUCCUCGGCUCUUACACCGCUCAGGCCGAGCUGGGAGACUACGACCAGGAGGACCACGGCUCGGACUACGUCAGCGAUUUCCGCUUUGCCCCCAACCAGACCCGCGAGCUGGAGGAGAGAGUGAUGGACCUCCAUCGAAAUUACAAGGGGAUGACUCCAGCAGAGGCUGAAAUGAACUUCUUGGAGAAUGCAAAGAAGCUGUCCAUGUAUGGUGUGGACCUCCACCACGCUAAGGAUUCUGAAGGGAUUGAAAUUAUGCUGGGUGUUUGUGCCAAUGGUCUGCUGAUUUACCGAGAUAGGCUGAGAAUCAACCGCUUUGCCUGGCCAAAGAUCCUGAAGAUCUCUUAUAAGAGGAGCAACUUUUACAUCAAGAUACGACCUGGAGAGUACGAGCAAUUUGAAAGUACAAUUGGUUUUAAGCUUCCCCACCAUAGAGCUGCCAAGAGGCUGUGGAAGGUCUGCAUUGAGCAUCACACUUUCUUUCGGUUGGUAUCUCCAGAGCCUCCACCUAAGGGUUUCUUGGUAAUGGGUUCAAAGUUCCGAUACAGUGGAAGGACACAGGCUCAAACCAGACAGGCCAGUGCACUUAUAGACCGGCCUGCUCCACACUUUGAGCGCUCCACCAGUAAGAGGUACCUGCUGUCCAGGAGCUUGGACGGAGAGUUUUCACGGCCAGUCUCUGCCAUGUGUGAGAACCAUGAUGACUUGUCCCACCGCAGUGUCAGUGAACACCGUUGCCUCCACAGCCCAUCUGUGGAUGAGCAGGAGACCGAGCUAGAGCCCAGUCUGGAGCAGGAUGAGGAGGACAAGGACCAAGAUGAGGGUCAGGAAUCAGAACAGGACAGAGACGCAGAUGGCAACGUUAGCCCAAGCCGAAAGAAGGAGAUCAGGGAGGAGGCUGGGUCACCAGUUGACAAUAAACAGGAGGUUUCUCAGUUGGACCAGGAGGCCACACCUCGGCACAAACAGGAGUUCCUGGACAAGUCACAGGACGUGUUGCUGAAGCACCAGGCAAGCAUCAAUGAGCUGAAGAGAGCGCUGAGGGAACCCAACAGUAAGCUGAUGAACCGUGAGAAGCGUCUGUCCGCAACCUCGCCGACCAGCACGCCAGAGAAGAAGGCUUCUGUGGGCCGAGCAGCUGGAAAGGAACCUGUAAACAGCCUGUCUGUUGAGGGUUACGUCCAGAAGACUAUGGUGACAUCACCUGAGGGCUCUGAGGAGUGGGUAUUGAUUGAAAACCAAGAAACUUAUCAACCAGACCAAAAGUGGAAGGCAGAAGAAAGAAACAAAUCUCUUGCAUCUGAUUCCUUGUGGGAGAAAAAGGAGCUGGAAAAAGAGAUCAAUGUUACCAUGAUGAUACAUAAAGAGGUGACAGGGAAUGACAGAAAAGGAAUGAAAAGCCAUAUUGGUGAAACAAAACCAUCCAGUGAGGCAGAUGAGUGCUCUGAAUCUUGGCCGACCAACAAAGGCCGUUUUGUGAUUCAGUUAUCUGAGAAUGCAGACUCGUUUCAAGACAAAUCUCAAAGUAAACCAUCCCACGCCUCAGACCCCGAGGCGAACAGCGUGGCGGCCCUGGGCUCACGCCAGACAAAGGACCAUGCAGUGUCUAAACAAAGGAAAAAGAGGAGACCCCAGAGCUUAAACCUAGGAAUGCCUGCAGAGCUCAUCUACAGGAAAGCAGGCAGUGAUUCUUCCGGAGACGAAAAUGAAGAGUCAGACUCAGACGUUAGCCCAAAAAUAAAUUCUCAAACAAAAAAUCAUUGUGAAUCCUCCAUGGUGAUGGAGAAAGACGAUGAGGCAUCAGAAAAGAGUAAUUUGGUCAGGGUCUCUGAAGACACUAAACAGGAGGAAUUCUCAGUAGUAGAAAGUAGAGAGAGCACCGAGCAGGUAAAGAGAAAAAUAGUGAGCGAGGUUGAAACCACAGAUAUUAAUUUAGGGUCGGUGAACGGACCUGGAAAGAUGGAACACGAUAGUUCAUUAAUGGAUGUUAAAGGAGAAUGUGUGUUGAAAAUCCGAGGAAAGGGCCUUAUUGACAAUAAAGAGCUUGCUGAGGUAAAGCUGAGACAGGUCAGGACACACGAGAGGAAGAUCAGUAGUUCUGGCUCUGAGGAUGUAGAAGGUUUCUUGGGGGAGAGAGGUCAGAGGACGUCUCUCCACCGACUGUCAGGCAGCAGCUACCAGUCUGAAAUCACCAGGAUUGUUCCUUUAAAGCCAGAGAGGUCAAAGAGCAUAGCAUGUAAGGAUGAGAGGGACAGGACAGGACAGGAGGAGCCCUCUCGGGUCAUCAGAAGAGAAUACCGCUGGUCGGUCGGCUCUCCGGAAGGAUCCUCAGACCUCAACUGGACUGACGUCUCCACCUUCCAUUCGGCAUUUGCAGCAGAUGUGGAGGGCUUUGCCAAAACAGAGCAAGCUGAUGAUAACUAUCAGUCUGGUAGAGGAACUACAGAGAGUCACUCAUUCAGCUCAAAGAUUUCAGCGCUUCACAAAAUGGCUCCCCCAGCACCACCCGUUAAGACACAGAAGGCCAGGGAGUCCGGGCUAAUACUGCGGAACAGUCGCAAUGUCGGCAGGGAGCCGAGCCUGGACGCGGCCAAGAAGAGACACUCGGAGCCUGUUUCCACUCCUGCCAUUUAUGAAGAGCCGUUUGCUGAUUUUAAGAAGGAGUUUGUGGACAGGAGGCUCCAACCUAGUGUAGCCACAGAAGAAGAGCAGGAGCGGGACACCGUGGCCUGCAUGAGAGAAACCCAACUGGGCAUCGAGCGGAAGUGCUCCAGCAUGACUGUCAGCUCCACGUCCAGCCUGGAAGCCGAGGUUGACUUCACUGUCAUCACCGAUCUCCACCCUGGUGUGGAGGACUUCUCUAAAGGCAUGUUGGAGCUCGGGGAGAGGGAGCGACUGCCCGAGGUGGGACGUGAGGACUUUGAGGAGACCUCCAGGUUCUACUCCGCCCGUCUGAUGGGUUCACGGGACAAGUCUCCCAUUGAGGAGAAGCUUCCUGAGGCGGGAAUGCAUUAUGAGCCUCCCGUGGCAAAGAAAGACCCCAGUGCUGUCACUGUGGCUCAUAUGCUGAAAAGAGCCGACUCCAAGACUGAGACGCACACAAAUGGAUCAGAGGUUCAUCCCAACAUCGUUAGUUUCUCACCACAGAGCUGUGGAGUGGUCAGUCCACGGGAGGCUCCUUCUGUCCUGAAAGAAAAUGGCUCCCCUGUAAAAGCCAGUCCCCAGGAGAGAGAGUCCGUCGUGUCCCCACUGACCAUCACUGCUGAGAGCGUCACCUCAGCAACCACGACUCAAGUUACUAAGACUGUAAAAGGAGGAUACUCAGAGACUAGAAUCGAGAAAAGGAUUAUCAUCACAGGAGAUGACGAUGUGGACCAACAUCAGGCGCUCGCCAUGGCGAUCCAAGAAGCCAAGCAGCAGCACCCUGACAUGCUGGUGACAAAAGCAGUGGUUAUCAGGGAAACGGAGUCUCCCACAGAGGACGUGCAGCAGGAAACUGAGUCCUGAUCAGUCACGGUUGCCGGGGAGACACAUGGAGAGAAGGAUCCUCCUGCUCCUCCCUGUAGGUCGCCACCUAGAGGACUAUCUCCCCCACUGAGGACACACCAUCACAAGAACUAACUGAGCUCCAUGAAGUCGUCAGCAGACCUUCACUCUUGUCCCUUUAGACAAACCAACUGUGACCCAGCUUCUUGGACGAGCCUGGCUCAGCCUGGCCCGGCCUGGCCUAUCCCAGUCCUCCACCUCCUUACAGAACAGGAAGAGGUAACCACUUAGCAUGAUGCGAGACUGAGAGAGAGGAAAAAACCCAGUCACGGCUGUCACUAUUUGAAAUCCCCCCUCUAUUUAGAGUCAUUUGUCUGAAACUUUACUUGCGUAUCAUUUAAUCAAAAACAUUUCGAGUCAUUUGAACCCUCAGGAUCAUUUUAAAUCCGAACACCCCACACCCCCAGUACCUUACCCUUUACCUAAAAAAUAAGAAAUCUUUCUAUUUUAAUGUCAAAUACUGUAUCUUCUCUGUGCUACUGUCACAUAUGAAAUGUAUAUAAGAGCAGAGAAUGGUGAUGGUGGGGACGGGGGGGGGGGCAGCCAUUUUGCUUGUCGUUGCCACCUCUUGGCUGUGACGCCUUCAGUAUAAUCAACAGCUGUCUUAUUAGCUUUUUACAUUUUUAUCAAUAGAGAAUCUAAUUUAUGUCCAGUGUUUGCUUGUUUAUGAAAUAUGUAUAAUAUCAGAUUAUUAUAAUCUGCAUGAGUCAAUAACAACAUAGCAGAGGGAAUGAAAAAAGUCAAUACAUACAAGCUGUGAUGUGACGGGACUGAGCAGCUGCAGAGGAAAAACAUGUGAUAAAAACAAUAUAGAUAUAUAUAUAUAUAUAUAUAUAUACAUGUAUAAAACAAUGCUGGGACAAUGAGUGGUGGACACUUAACCAAUGUUGAGGGACUUUGCAGAGGAAUGUGAGGACAGUUCAGUGGACAGCUGGAACCCCUGUCUUCAUCACACAAACAUCUCUACUGUCCUUGUCCUCUUUCUCCCGUCCUCCACUGUUUUCAUUUUCACCGUCAACAAACACAAAGAAAUGCCGGGGACACGUUUUGGGAACUGUUUUAAAGAUUUGUAGAGAAAUUUUAAUAUAAAUAAGGUUUCAUCUGAUAAGUUUAAAUAAUGUGAUGAUAAGUUUUACUGUUUUCUUACUUGAUUUCUUUAUUUUGUUUUGUUUUGUUUUAUUUGAUUUAUUGCUGUUGUGUAUUUGGAUGUUUCAGUCUUCACGUGUGAACCUGCCGUCGUCAAUAUAAAAGUUUGUGACCUUCUACUUAAAGGUAAUUAACAUUUAUCAACACGUUAUUUAGAGCAGGAGUUUCCAACUGCUUAGCCAGACAUGAAACCUGCCAACUACUUCGUGUUCUGUCAUUUUUUUUCCUGGAAGUGUCAAUAUUUAAUUUAUUGAACAUCAAUUUAUUUUCAUUUAAAAUGACCAGACCUUAACAAGGCUCUGCUGCAGAUGGAAGUAUGUGUGACACUCACACAUAAAGUUAUCACACUAUGACAUUUUCUGCGGAAAACAGGGUAGGGGCUCACAGGGUAGGGGUGAAUUAAAGGUCCUGCGUUUAAGAAAUAGUGACAUCUACCUUCACCUACCAGAAAGGAUGAUGUUUGUCUUUAAGUCUUUGCUUCAAACCACUGUGGCUUGUUGUUUAUUCAUUUGAGAUGCUGCAGAAACACGGCAGCCUCCUUAAGUACAUAUAAUUAUUCUAAGGCUUUCAAAAGCAAACAGCUUUAUAUAAUCAGUGUUUUUGAAUCUCCUUUGUGCCACAGCACAUUUCUUUCCUUGUAAAACAAAUCCCUGGGAACACAUCUAUUCCAAAUGUGACAGAAAGAAACAUCACAGUAGACUAAUAUGGGUCUAUACUUUUCCUCUUUGUUGGCAGUCUUGUCACUUUUUUUAACAGUCUUUAAUUCCCUAAAUCUGAAUAUCAGUAAUGUCAGAUAAGGCUAACACACUACUGCCACCCACUGGCUGUACCACCAAUAUUACAACCAUAUGCUCAAGAAUUUUAUGUAUGAAAUCAAUGCUUUUGCACAAUUUUCUGGACCCAGUUGUGUAUACUCUAACUAUCACAGUAGUUGAUGAGAAACACUUGUUUAUGCAUCUUAACAAGACAUUUGCCCUGUAGUGAAGGUCCGUCAGAACAUUCAUUGUUGGUAGCCCCUGAUCUAGAGAGACAACAUCCACAUUGUAAAAACAGGUUUAAAUUGUGAAUUUCAGUGAAUUCUAAGACUGAUUCUGAUAAUAAUCCAUCCCAUCAUCCCAGAACCUGCUCAAAUAACUUGUACGCAGUGAAACGAACUGUCCAUUGGGAUGCCUGAAACAUUCAGAAACACAAGAUUAACAUGGUUUGCUAUAUUGUUGUGUUUUUUGUUGUUGUUGUUGGAUUAACUCUUUUAAAUUUUAAAUUAUGGUGUAUGAGUUUGUUGUUGUAUUUAUAGGAGUGGCGAGUAUGAGGCCUGUGCUUUUCCUCCCCCCCCCCACCUCACAGACAAAGACUCUGAGUGUGACACACGUGACUAUCCACAGGACCCGUUAACAUGUAUCCUGGAUGACCUUUAAUACUAUGCAUCACUUAUCAUACAUGAGGAUCCCUCUGACAGAGCCUGGGCCGUGCUAGCCGUACUGCUGUCAUUGUUAACUCUGUGCUACUGUUAGACCAAAGCAGUGAACCUGCACUGCUUGUGUGAAUUUGCAAUAAGCAGCCAUUGCUCUCGUAUCCUCUGUCCUCUAAAGGGAGAAAACUGUGAACUUUCAUGAAAGUGAAACCAAAAUAUAGCAGAAUGUGUGCUGGAGCUUUUCCAACACUUGGAUUUCCAUGGCUUUGUCUCCCUCCUUGUCUUAAUUCCCCCACAAACCCUUUGACUUGAAACUGUCCACCUGCUGUUGAUGUGUCUGUGGAAAAAAAAAAUAGAAGAGAUUCCUACACUGAUGUAUAUUUUGCUCUAUUUGAUUCUAACUGGUCACAUGACACUGGACUGUUUUGAAGGCACUAGCUCGCCAUGAUAGCAGCGCGUAUACUGUUAACUGUUAGAAAACUAAAAUGGCCUCCUUUCCGAAGAGAAACAAGAGGAUGGAUGACCUGUACUUUAUAUAUAACUUCCCCUACUUGUGUGAAUUAACCUGUAAACUAUAUAGAAACUGACAGGAUCCGAUUUGUUAGUAGGUUGAAAGGACGAGGCAGUAAUAAGUAGAAGCAGAAGGACAGCGGAGCAAUAGAAGUGUCACAUGAACGGGUGCCUUAUGUUCGAGUCGUGGCUGUGGGAGUCGCAGUUAUCAUCAGUGGUCCAGCUGAAAGUACCGUUAAUCACCGCGAGGCAGAUGUAGAAACGACCUGUCCUGUCAGUCCAAGGUGAGGAGGAGCCAUUUUAUAAGAGUGAGUUAGUGUCUUGUAAAGAAUGUGACACUGAGUGCUGUGGGAAAAGUAGUCUCUGUGAAUCUGCACUGUUAGUCCACAGUGAGGUUACAAAAAAAACAAAAACAAAAAAAAUGUAUUCACCCCCAUUAACGUAGAAAACCAGCUCAGUGCCGAUAAUAAUUUAUUUCUUCUUCUUUCUUUUUUUUUUUUAGAGGUUUUUUUUUUUCAUGAAGAGCAUCACUGUUUAGCCCAAACAUUCAACUCUCCACUGCCUUUUUGCUCUACAUCCCCCUAGUGCUUGGUGGUGUGUACUUGCUGUAUUUGCAUUCAAAUCUAAAUGGAAAACAUACAUGCAUAAAUAAAUGUCUCAGUAUGACUCAAA
Solea senegalensis (Senegalese sole) is the source of this 7853-nucleotide messenger RNA. RefSeq names its product band 4.1-like protein 1. The coding region runs from base 65 to 4075 and encodes 1336 amino acids. Gene Ontology annotation, cellular component: plasma membrane; cytoskeleton. The transcript has 24 exons. NCBI's taxonomy places the organism in Eukaryota, Metazoa, Chordata, Actinopteri, Pleuronectiformes, Soleidae. The record is from RefSeq and is a predicted model, not a curated record. Gene Ontology annotation, molecular function: structural molecule activity; actin binding. Gene Ontology annotation, biological process: cortical actin cytoskeleton organization.